ACGAACUGGGUUUUUUUUUUUUUUCUCUAUUAAAGAGGUUUCAUUUCUUCAAGGAAACCAUUCACAACUCCGUUUCCAUUUCUUCUCAACAUGGAGCUGUUAAGAUUAACCACUUUAUAUCUUCUAUCCUUCACUCUUCUCCUUCAUGGCCUCCAUGCAGCAGACCCUCUUUGGCACACGUGUUCAAGCCCAAAAAAUUACACAGCCAACGGCCCAUUCAACAAUAACUUGAACCAAUUGCUGAGCUCUCUCCCCACCAAAGUUUCUGUCAAGGGCUUUGGGAUCGGCUCCGUAGGAAAGCGCCCAGAUCAAGCAAAUGGGCUGGCCUUAUGUCGAGGCGAUGUUUCAAGCUCUGAUUGCAAGACAUGUCUUGUAGGUGCCAUUAGCGAUGUUCGUGAUCUAUGCCCGUACAAGGAAGAGGCAGUCAUAUGGUUUGAUAACUGUCUCUUGCGCUACUCGAAUGACAACUUCUUUGGGAAAAUUGACACCGUUAACGGGUUCUAUAUGUGGAACACACAGAGCGUAGAUGACCCCGCUAUGUUUAAUCAGAAAACCAGGGAAUUUCUGCACCAUCUGUCACUUGAUGCUUACCUCAAUCCAUUGAUGUAUGCUAGUGGAGAUAUGGAUAUUGGAAAACAUGAGAAGCUGUAUGGUUUGGCUCAGUGUACUAGGGAUCUUUCUAGUGGGGAUUGUAAGAAGUGCUUGGAGAGUGCCAUAGGUGAACUUCCGGCCUGUUGUGACGGGAAGAAAGGUGGAAGAGUUAUUGGGGGGAGUUGUAAUAUAAGAUAUGAACUGUACCCUUUUGUCAAUGCCUAGACAUGGCACUCAUGUUUGUAGUUGUUUGUGUUAUCUACUAUAUUAAGCAAAUAAGAGGGGAUGCUU
Messenger RNA from Magnolia sinica, 882 nucleotides. RefSeq names its product cysteine-rich repeat secretory protein 38-like. The record is from RefSeq and is a predicted model, not a curated record. The transcript has a single exon. Lineage: Eukaryota; Viridiplantae; Streptophyta; Magnoliopsida; Magnoliales; Magnoliaceae. Bases 91 to 816 code for a protein of 241 amino acids.